Molecule: messenger RNA, 831 nt
Organism: Verticillium dahliae VdLs.17
Lineage: Eukaryota; Fungi; Ascomycota; Sordariomycetes; Glomerellales; Plectosphaerellaceae
Product: ACOB protein
Exons: 3
Coding region: 1-831 (276 amino acids)
Cellular component (GO): COP9 signalosome
Source: RefSeq, a predicted model, not a curated record
AUGGAGCAGACAAAAGCUCUGAAUGCGUUGGAGCCUUUCCUGGCCCUCAGCAAGUCAGCGAGCUCCCCUCGUGCUGCCGCAGAUCUUGUCACCCGUGCGACCUCCAAUCCGAAUACAUUUCUCUUCACAGAGCUGCUUCAGACGCCACAGAUCCAGAGCCUCGCCCAGUCUGCCGAACACGCCGCAUACCUCACAUUACUCCGCAUCUUCUCCUAUGGCACCUACGCCGACUACCAGAGGCAGCAGCAGCACUCUCCCUCCUCACCCUGGCCCGCGACCGCACCAAUCUCGCCUACCCCCGUCUCCAAUCCGCUUUGUCUCUGCCCCGACACCCGCGCCCUCGAGGCCCUCGUGACCUCGGCCAUCUACGCCGGCCUCAUCCAGGCCACCCUCGAUCCCGCCCGCCAGCACGCCCACGUCACCGCCCUGGACCCUCUGCGCGACCUCGCGCCCGACUCCAUCCCUGCCCUCUCGGACGCCCUGCUCCCCUGGUCCGAUCGCUGCGCCGCCACCCUCCACGACAUUGACGCCGAGACCGCCGCCAUCCGCGCCGAGGCCGCCCGCAGACAGCGCCACGCUAGCGCUCGCGAGGAGCGGCUCGCCGAGCUCGUCGCCGAGACGAAGCACUCGGCCGGCGGGGCCAGUGGCGGCUUCCUGAGCGGCGCUACUGACGCUGCGCGCCGCGCCGGCCACAGCAUGCGGGAGCGCGCCAGGGUGCUCAGCAAGCGUGGGAGCAAUCUGAUGGAGACGGCCGAUCAGGAGGACGAGGAGGCCAUGGACCUCGACCUCGAGGAGGAGGAGCAGAAGCGGGCCAGUCGUCGCAAGCUGUAG